Molecule: messenger RNA, 3562 nt
Organism: Sphaerulina musiva SO2202
Lineage: Eukaryota; Fungi; Ascomycota; Dothideomycetes; Mycosphaerellales; Mycosphaerellaceae
Product: AMP deaminase
Exons: 1
Coding region: 117-3443 (1108 amino acids)
Biological process (GO): IMP salvage; AMP metabolic process
Cellular component (GO): cytosol
Molecular function (GO): AMP deaminase activity
Source: RefSeq, a predicted model, not a curated record
CACCGCUUCACGCUCCACCCAUCAUCCACUUCCAUCCCGCCAGCGCAGCGGCACUAUACACCUACCUGACAAGCCUGCUGUCACUGUUGCUGUACCACCAUCGGUAGGCCCAUAAAAUGCAGCGAAACACAAUGUCCUUCCACGGCCAGCACUCGGACGAUAGCGAUCUCGACGACGACGAAGUUGCUUCUUCCGAAGGCGUCAACAGUGAAGCUGGCGAGCCCUCUGAACCCUCUCAGCAUCCGGAGAACUCUUCCAAAGGACUGCCAUCGAACACCUCAGCCGACAGAGACUCGCAUGCCUCUGCUGAGCCUACGACCGCCGCCGCCGCUGCCGCAGACGAGGAGGCUUCCGAGCCCGAGGGAACGCUGUUGCGAGACAAACAGCGCCGAACCGCCCACUACAACUACCAGCUCGAAAAGCAAAUGUCUCAUGUCGAGGCGAAACAGUUUUACCAGCAACAGCGUCAGAACACACUGGAUGAGCACGCUCUGUCUGCCAGUCCGGUAAUGGGCAGUAGCCCCAUCCUUCGCGCAAGGACAUACUCUGGACACUUUGGUGGAGACGCUAGCUCUUUGAGGAGAUCAGGCAGUGUGAAGAGCAAGCAAAGCACUUCCACCUUGAGAGAACCAGCUCAAUCAGCUUACAGAUCCGCACUCCCCGUCGGCCUCAGCGAUCCGCGUAAGCAUCCCGAUAGCUCCACAAUACAGUCUCCCAGCAUUGGCAGAUUCGAGGGCCUCAAUGGCAUCCGCUCUACGCACGCUGCCGAAGAUGAGAGUCUGUUGGAGGCAGAUCGUGCCGCACAAGCGCACUCGCUCCACCCUGGCUUGCCUCACGAAACGAAACCAUUGUUAGAGCAGGUGGGUAUCCAUGGUGCUGGAGCCGGCAUUGGCCAGGACGCUGUGAACGAUGCAAACGUGACAUCCGAGCUUAGUGCCAUCUAUUCAAACCUACAGAAGAUCCUUGAUCUGAGGCACAAGUACAUUAGACUAUCUUUGCAAGGUCCGACGGAUAAUCCGCGCGAUGAGCCCGGCUGGGAGCUCUACCCACCGCCACCGGAACCUGUAUGGUACGAGAACAAAGAGAGGAAUGCUAGCAGUGAGAAAGAUGGAAAAAGUCCCGCUACCUCGAGCAGUAAGCCUAAAAAGCCACAGCGCAAGAUGGGUCAGGAUAUUGGCGAGGACUUUGAUCUCGAGGAUUGCCUGCCUGUGCCUGAGGCCUCGGAGAUGACAUACAAACUUGACCAGAACGGUGUCUACCAGGUGUACGAAACACGCACGUCUGCUGAGCUUGGUGAGCCUAUUUUGCAUAUUCCCGACAUUAGGGAGUACUACAUGGACCUUGACAGCAUUCUUGCCAUCAGCUCCGAUGGACCUAGCAAGUCCUUUGCAUAUCGUCGCUUGCAGUACUUGGAAGGCAAGUUCAACCUGUACGUACUUCUGAAUGAGUACCAGGAAGUGGCAGACACCAAAGCUGUGCCGCAUCGUGACUUUUACAACGUACGAAAGGUGGACACUCACGUACACCACUCUGCAUGCAUGAAUCAGAAGCACCUGCUCCGCUUCAUCAAAAGCAAGAUGAAGAAGUCGCCUGAUGAGGUAGUGCUCUUUCGAGACGGCGAGUACUUGACACUCAAGCAAGUGUUUGAAAGUAUCAACUUGACCGCUUACGACCUAAGUAUUGAUACCCUGGAUAUGCACGCCCACACAGAUUCAUUCCAUCGCUUUGACAAGUUCAAUCUCAAGUACAAUCCUGUGGGAGAGAGCAGACUGCGCACCAUUUUCUUGAAAACAGAUAACCAUAUACAAGGCAGGUACCUCGCUGAGCUUACCAAGGAGGUCAUCGCAGACCUCGAAAGCAGCAAAUAUCAAAUGGUCGAAUGGCGAAUCAGCAUCUACGGUCGCAGCCCCGAUGAGUGGGAGAAGCUUGCAGCGUGGGUCGUCGACAACAAGCUGUAUUCUCCGAACGUCAGGUGGUUGAUCCAGGUGCCUCGUCUGUACGACGUGUACAAGGCGGCUAAGACGAUGGAGAGUUUUGAGCAGGUCCUCAAGAAUGUGUUUGAGCCACUCUUCGAAGUCACGCAAGAUCCGAGCAAGCAUCCCAAGCUUCAUGUUUUCCUGCAACGAGUGAUUGGCUUUGACUCUGUCGAUGAUGAGAGCAAAACAGAGCGCCGUAUCUACCGCAAGUUCCCAUUGCCAAAGGACUGGAACACCAAGCAGAACCCCCCGUACACGUAUUGGAUUUACUAUCUGUUUGCGAACAUUGCUUCACUCAAUGUCUGGCGAAAACAGCGCGGUUUUAACACGUUUGUACUACGGCCGCACUGUGGCGAGGCGGGAGACACCGACCAUUUGGCAGCCGCUGUCUUAUGCUGCCACAGCAUCAGCCACGGCUUGCUGCUCCGCAAAGUGCCACUGCUGCAAUACAUCUUCUACCUCGAACAAAUUGGUGUUGCGAUGAGUCCGCUGAGCAACAACGCCCUGUUCCUGGCUUAUGAACGAAAUCCAUUUCUCCAAUACUUCCGCCGAGGUCUCAACGUCAGCUUAUCGACAGACGAUCCACUCCAGUUCGCCUUCACCAAGGAGCCACUGAUCGAGGAGUACGCUGUUGCAGCACAGAUCUACAAGCUAUCUGCUGUCGACAUGUCUGAGCUAGCGAAGCACUCCGUAAUCCAGUCUGGCUUUGAGCAUGUGAUGAAACAGAGGUGGCUCGGCAAUAACUAUCAUUUGCCGGGCGUAGCUGGCAACGACAUGGCCAAGGUCAACGUGCCAAACAUUCGAGAAGCGUUUCGUCACGAAACCUGGCUCCAAGAGCUGGCCAUGAUCGAUCGCUAUACCAAUGCUCUUGCGGGUGACAGUCUGAGCGCCAAAGCACUAGCUCCAGGGCAGCAAACCAUUCCGCCUAGUCCCACUCCCAGCAUGAUGACCCACCCCUCGGCGACGAACCCAAUCCACAGUAAUGAUGCUUCGACCUAUAGAAGCGGAGCCUAUGCUACUUCCAAUGCAAUCGGUGCUCCACGCUCAUACCAGCCCAAUGCUCAGGCAGCCCGCCUUUCGCAAAUUGACCUCGGUCAAGCACAGCUGGUCGAUGGCACGUCUGGACCGCGCGCUCGACGUUCGAUGAAUCACAUGUCCGAGUCCCCACACCAGGGCCCGCCUCAACUGCAGACAGAAGUGUCCUCAGCUUCCGCUUCGACUCUGCUUGGGAGUGGUACUCUGGCUGGCCAUGAACCCAAAAUGUUCCCGGGAGUCAUGAGCAGACAUAGGAAGAGUUCUGUCCCCCCAGCGGGUGUCGUGGAUGAUUCGGGCGAUGGCGGGCUAGAGCGAAGCACUGGUAGCCUUUCUCGUAGCAUGACAAUGAGUACUGUCGAAGAUGAGAGGAAGGGUAUGAUGGAGACCACCGAAGAGGCUGAAGAGCCACAUGGGAGCGAGAAGGUUCAGUGAGCGGGGAGCUUUUGUGUUGACAUGAUUUAUGCCCGAGAACAACGAUGAUAACGCAGAGUAAGAGCGAUCGUGUCGCACCACAUGAAGAAUAUCUUUUUUCGCGUCUCAAUGAUACCGGC